Molecule: messenger RNA, 1017 nt
Organism: Fusarium proliferatum ET1
Lineage: Eukaryota; Fungi; Ascomycota; Sordariomycetes; Hypocreales; Nectriaceae
Exons: 1
Coding region: 1-1017 (338 amino acids)
Source: RefSeq, a predicted model, not a curated record
AUGGUGAUGCGUAUCUGGAGCGAUUGUUGCCGUUAUGUGCAAGGCGAAGCCUCGGCGACUUGCGAUUGGCUGGACCAGCAGAGUAUGAAUCGUAAUAUUCCACAAAUUCUCUACGAGUUAGAGGGAUAUGUGAAACCAGUUGGUCAAGUAGACAAGAACGUAUGGGGUUUCAUCUACAUCCCAGACCCGGCCGAGGCAGAGGACGGGACCCACGUCAAUAACCCCAUGAACAGGUCGUCGCUCCCUCCGGCUCCAGUCUUCCUCCGGAAGUUCGAAUGGCCACCGACCCUCCCUUCCCACGGUCGGCUCAUGAAAGCAUUCACCUUUGUCAUGUCAACAGAAAUGGUUGAGCAGCUUCGGCAAGACCCUACAGCUGAGGGCGUGACAUCGGUCAGCGAUACUAUUCAAGCGUUCGUCUGGCGUUCAGCCAUAAGAGCGCGUCAUCGUGUGAAGACUCAUCUGUGGUGCGAGACCUCUGAUGAAGAUAAAAUGGCCAUAGUUGAGUUACCUAUCGACGUCAGACCGUAUUUCUCAAAGCUGCUACCAGAGUCGUAUAUGGGUAAUCUUGUCAUCAUCAACCGACCAAGUAUGCCUGUGGCGAUGCUCUGUGGCACAGGCACAACAGUCGGGCAAGUUGCCCAGGUGCUCCGAGCUGCAACAGUUCACAUCACACCCUCAUUAGUCCACGAUGCAUUCACGCUGCUGCAGUCGGUACCUGACUACACCAAGGUGACUACCGCGUGCAUGGGGAUGGACGGGAUGCAUAUUGCAGUCACCAACUUGAUGCUUUUCCAAACAAGCGCUAUCUCCUUUGGAGACGAGUUACUGGAUGACAGCGGCAUGCCGUCAGCGAUGCGCAUACAGAUGGUUGCUAUCAAUGCGGCAUUCCGGAUGGCGGUUAUACAUCCACUGCGCGAAGACGGAAGUAUUGAGUUUGUUAUUGGUAUGCUGCCAGAAGAACCUGAUGCAGUACUAGCAGAUGGCGAGUUUACUAGGUAUUGCAGGUUCAUAGGUUAG